AAACGAACUGUUACGAGUGAUGGAAGAGUCAAUACGUGCUAAACCAAACUAUUUUUGUAAAAGUUGUUAGCUUUUGAUACCACAACAGCAACAAUAAUAAUUGAUGCAAUAGUAAUAAGAAUAAUAAUAAUAACAGUAUAAAAAUAACAUAAAACAAGCAGAGGGCAAUAAAGGGUUGUGUGCGCGUCGUCCCUUUUGUGUCUGAGUGUGUAUGUGUUUGUGUUCCUUCCAUUUUCGGCAAACGCAACAAAUUUUUGGCAAAGGCAGUCGAUGCGAGGACAGCAAUAAGAACAACAACAACAGUAACAACAACAACAACAACAACAAUAACGGCAAAGCAAAGCAAACGCGCGCGCAACAAUCAAACGCCCACGCACGCACACGUCCGUCUCGUGCCAACCUCCCCCCAACCCCCUCGACGUAGCUCCGAACUGAAAGCAGGACGAAGUCGUGACAGCGACAUGCGAAACGCGUAACAAAACAAACAACACAAAGACGCAACUGCCAUUCCACGUGAGAGUUGACGCAGAAGAAGAAGACGCAGAAGAUUUAGAAGCGUGUGACCAGGAGGAAGCCCGAAAAAACGACCAAUUUGCUAACUAAAAGUCUUAAAACAAAACUGCUGCAAACCGAAUGACUGAUUUUUCUGAACAUAUAAAAUUUACCUCUAACUAACUUUAUACCUAUCAAUACCAUAAACAAAAGCCAGCCCAAACAUACAUAUAUGCGGGAAUAUCAAAUCAUUUACUAUAUUUAGUAUUAGAGCUUGGCCUUAAAGUAGCUAGCUUUCGAAUCCAUUGACAAAGAAGCAACUGAAAAGUAACAAGAAGUGACCGCAAACCAGGCUUGGAAGGAUUUCAGUAGCUGUUCGUAGCGGGCGCGGAGAGAGAGGAAUGCAGCGUUGUCCCUAUCUACAUGAGAUGCGCGAACGUCUAUUGGAUCAGCCAAGGGAAACACUGCAGCUGGAGAGUAUGGAGCGUGCCAAUUUGCUGGACAAUCGCCAGUCGGCAACCGAGUCGAAUCAGGUCGGCACUGUGGUCAAGCUACAGGGUGAUGGAUAUCACACGAGUCCCGCUCACCAGAGGACGCCGCUAGUGCCGCAUGAUCUGGGCGAGGAUUUCAAUUUGGAUUUCGAUGAUGAUUUUCCGAUCGAUGCACGACGACCAAAAAAUGCCAAGGUUUGCUACACGUUCAAGCCAAAUCCAAAUAAGCACAGUUUUAUGCCAGCGAAAAUAACGGUCCAUGGCACAUAUCAGACAAAUCCGAUAACGGGACCAAUCGAACUAUGGACAUCGCUGUUCAUUGUGACCAGCCUGGUUUAUGCGAUUCUCUUGAUUGUAGUAUGCAUUGCAUAUGUGAUCAGUGAUGUGACCACACACCGACUGCCGGUGCUCUACUAUGAGACGUUCUUCACAUACCUAUACGGCACCAGCAUACUCUUCCUUUUGUAUGUCUUCUGUUUUUUGCUGCAGGAGAGCUCUUGCUGUAAUGGCGGCAAUGGCGGCAGCAAACCGAAACCACAGAUCAAAGAGAAGAAAUCGAAGAAAACUAAGAAUGCAGAUCCAGCCGAUUCGAAGGAUGCGAAGGGCUCUAAGGACUCUGGAAAAGCUGGCAAAGGCGCCGCAUAUCAGGAAGCACCCGUGGAUGCCGAAGUGGCCGUCACCCCGAAGAACGUGCGCAAGCGAAAGACCACGCACAGCGAUCCCACGCAUGGAAGUUUCUUUCUGCGCGUUGGUGCCAUCGCAUUUGGACUUGGUGCAAUGAUCUAUAUUGGUCUGGAAUUCGGUUCGUUCUUUGAGAUACCAUUCGAUUCGCCCUGCCAUCAUAUUUUGAUUGGCGUUAAUCCGUUGCUGCAGAUGAUCUUCACCUUUAUGCAGAUGUACUUUAUAUUCAUGAAUGCACGGCUCAACAUACACCGCUUCAAGGUAAUUGCCCGGUUCGGCCUGAUGCAUGUGGUGGCCACCAAUAUCUGUGUGUGGAUACGCACCCUGGUGAAGGAGUCGCUGCUGGAGAUCACGAUCUAUCACCAGAAGCGCGAAGCCGACCCCGAUGCCUCGUCCAUUGCCCAUUCGAUCAGGCAGCACGCGCUGCGUCAUGCCGGCACCGUGCUGAGAACCCAUGCUGGUCCCAACAGCGAGUUCGAGGUGCUGGACGGUGAGGAUGUGCUGCCGAAGAACGUGUACAAGAGCGACAAUGUGCUGUCCAAGCUGGUGCGCAACACCGUCGAUGGCAUCUCGAAGAGCCUGGGCAUGGGUGGCGGCAUUAGCAGCACCACCAGCAGCACCACCACCACGACCAGCACAAGGGCGCCAUAUACAACGCCUGGCUAUCAAUGGCACAGCACUACUAUGGCCCGCAAGCUGAAGAAGUUUAUCACAAGCACCACCGCUGCCACCAGCACGGUGGGUGGCAGCAGCAGCAGCAGCAGCAGCACAACCAGCACCACCACCAGCACCACAUCAACCACUAGCAUUCCAUUUGGCAGCGCUGCAACGGCCGCCGACGUCAUUAGCACGACCAGUGAAACGCCCUUCAAUAGCCUGGAGCGCAUCCUCUCAAGCGCUGCUCCGAGCCUGACGCCAGUCGAUGUGGCCGGGUCAACGUUGCCCGCUGCUGCCGAGGGCACCGCAACCUCCGGCGUCUCCGCAUUCUUUAACAAUCUGGUUACGUCCACGCCCAGCACAAGCGUCAGCCCCAGCAGCACCGAGAGCGCUGUGAAUAUUAUGAACAAUCUGUUUGGCCCCGGCAUGGAGACUAGCUUCCAAACGUAUUCGGAUAUAUCGCAUGAUGAGCCGAACGGCCUGAUCGCCUUUGAGAAUCUGGAGAGCCUGGACAACAUUUAUCCGGCGGCCUUGUCUUCCAACAUUGGCACACUCAACUCCACCGCCUGUGGACGCAUUGACAUAAUGGGCACUAUCGUCUAUGACUCGGCGCCGUAUCUGUAUCCGUUUAUCAUUGAGUAUUCACUGAUUGGCGCUGUGGUUUUGUAUGUCAUGUGGAAGCACAUCGGUCGCUAUCCGGGCAGGCUGAACGAUGAGGAUCUGGAGCAUAGGCUCGAGGUGAUGUUGUCCCGUCGAGCUGUUGCCAUGGCGCAGCAGGCACGUUCCGGUCGCGUCGACUGCGUUGGCUCAUCGAAGGGCCUGUUCUUUGGUCUGUUGCUGUUGGUUGGCGCGCUGAUUUGCUUGAUACUCUUCUUCGUCUUGGUGCGUCAUCAGCAGUUCUCGCUGUUGGCCAUUUACCUGGCCGAUGCCAGUCACUGCAUUCUAAUGGCUUUUGCCAUACUCGCUAUCAUUAUCGGUUUUAUCAGGGUCAAGAACUUGAAAUUCCGCUGCGAGGAGCAAUCGAAUCUAAAUGACAUUUUGCUGCGCAUCUCGGCCUUUGGCCUGUUCACCUAUUCCGUGUUCAGCAUCAUUGCCGGCAGUAUCAAGGUACUGGAGAGCGAGCCCAGCCUCUUGGUAACGACCACGGGCGGCGUUGCCGUCUUCCAGGUCAUUUUGCAGCUGCUCUUCAUAGCCGAUGUAUCGCGCCGUCGCGUCCACUUGCCGGAGCAUGAUCGCAGCAAGCCCGGCCGCCAGAUUGUCACCUUCCUACUCAUCUGUAAUGUGGCCAUGUUCGCCAUCUACACAUUCGAAGCUCAAAAAGUAUUCGCCAAUCCUGUAAGUAGAUAUGUGCAACUGGAGUUCUAUGGCUUUGUGCCCUGGUCCAUCAUACAGCGCAUAACACUGCCCCUGUGCAUUUUCCAUCGUUUCCACAGCGCUGUAACACUUGCCGAGAUCUGGAAGACCACCUACAAGGCGCGUUUGGAAUAAGCUGUUGCAACAAUGCAAAACGAACGAGUUUACAAAAUGCACCAAAACAUAAACAAAAAGUA
Drosophila novamexicana is the source of this 3871-nucleotide messenger RNA. RefSeq names its product proton channel OtopLc (gene OtopLa). The transcript has 12 exons. Gene Ontology annotation, biological process: proton transmembrane transport. Lineage: Eukaryota; Metazoa; Arthropoda; Insecta; Diptera; Drosophilidae. The record is from RefSeq and is a predicted model, not a curated record. Gene Ontology annotation, cellular component: membrane. Gene Ontology annotation, molecular function: proton channel activity. The coding region runs from base 894 to 3809 and encodes 971 amino acids.